GCCGCAGUCGGUUAGAGCGUUUGCUGCUGUCCUUCACUGGCACUGCUGCUGGGGGCCGUCGAGCUGCUUCUGCUGCUGCUGCUGCUUAGUAGCAGGGAAGCCCGCAGCAGCAGCGGCAGCGGCAAAGGGGCUCCUGGGAGCCUCUCGCGGUGCUGCUGCUGAUGAUGACCUGCUGCUGCAGCAGGAAACCCCAGCUGCUGCUGCUGCUGCUGCUGUUGCUGCUGCUGCUGCUGCUGUUCCCCUGAAGCUGCAGACGUAUUUAGAAGAGCACAAGAUAGAAGAUGGGCGCAGCCUGGCUCACGUGGCGCUGUGUCCUUCCGUGCCUCAUGAAGCAGCAGCAAAGUUUGUCUCUGCUGCUGCUGCAAUUCAAAAGAGAGAGGCGCAGCAGCUGCUGCUACAGGCCCUCAAGCAGCUCCGCCUCGCCCAGCAGCAGCUGCUGCUGCUGCAGCAGUUGCAGCAGCAGCAGCUCGACGCCCACGCGCCAGAAACAGAACAG
Messenger RNA from Eimeria tenella, 496 nucleotides. RefSeq lists its product as uncharacterized. Lineage: Eukaryota; Apicomplexa; Conoidasida; Eucoccidiorida; Eimeriidae. The annotation marks the transcript as partial. The record is from RefSeq and is a predicted model, not a curated record. The transcript has 3 exons.